AAUUACUGUUCGUUAAGAUUUUCAUUUUCAUUUGGAUUCGAUUUUCUCUAAGAACGAAAUAAAAGAUAAUAAUGGCAACCAUGGACUGGAACGAUGAAAUGUUCAAAAUGCUGAUUGCAAUUGAACGCCAAGCCAUCCUUUCGCUGGGCAACAUAAAAACGGUACUGACGCACAAUGGGCUUGCCAUCAAUCCCAAUUUCAAGCAGUACUUUUUGCAACUAUCGUAUGCCCGGUUGGCAGAGGCGUACCAUUACUUUGAAAUCAACUCACAGGUGGUGGGCAAAAUAUUCAGUCGAAACGCUAUAAAUAUGUUCGUUGCCACAAGUUCCAAUUCGAUUGAAAACAGAGGACGAAUGGGAAACAAAGAAAAAACCCGUAAAGUCGAUUACAUCGAAAUUGAUGACAGCGAUGAUGAACGCGCCAAAAGAACAGCAUCCGGAAUGAAGAUUAUUUCGAUUCAAGCUUGUCGCGACUUCGAAGUGAGACCCACAAGUGCCAAUGCUACCAGUGGUCGAUCGGGACAAGAUGAAGGUAGUAGCACAACGGUAAAUGGUGAGACUCGUAUUGGUGCGACCGUAAUCAAGAAGCGUAUGAUCAAAGCAGAGAUAAGUUCCCCGGAUGAAAAUCAUCAAAAUGGACACAAUAAUUCGACUGAAGCCACCGAAGAUGACCCGAUGGGAGAGCAUACCAAGGAGCAUACGUAUGCAAAAAAGGCGGUAGAAACGAUGAUUGAAAGCGGCCAGCAAUUGGCUGAAACGGUGGUAAAAUUGGAGACCGAACUUGAAAAGGUAAAGGAACAACUUAAAGAAGCGAAAAAAGUAGAAGACGCGUUGAAACUUAGUGACCAAAAAUUGGCUGAAGUAAUGGAGGAAUUGGCAAAGUACAAGGAACAAUACUCGGAAGCAAAGAAGAUGGACGAAGCGUUGCAAGCUCGUGACCAAAAAUUGGCCGAAGUUACAGCAGAAUUAGUGAUGUACAAGAACCAAUACAAUGAAGCAAAGAAGACGGAAGAGGCGUUGAAGGAAAGCGACCAGAAAUUGGAUAAAUUGACCAAAGAUUGGGAAAAGGCCAAAGAUGAAAUCACAGCACUCACCGACCAAUUGGAUCAAGCCAGAACGGAAAAUGCUGAAUUCAAGGUGGCAGACAGUAAUGCGGCCAAUCGUAUGAAGAUGCUUGAAGUAAAGUACGCUCAAUUGAUCAAUAUGAACAAACAGCUAAUGGAGACGAAUGAAAAACUAACCACGGAAAUGGAAGGUGUUACGGUGGAAAGAAAUCUAAUGGCUGAUCGAAUCACGGAAUUGGAGGUGGGUUGCGACAAUGUCUACGAUCAAUGCGCCAAAAUGAUCAGCGAUACCAAACAGAAACAAUGGUGUGUUACAUGCGGCAAGCCAGGUGGAACAUACUACUGCAGUGUGCAGUGUGAAGCCACACCGUCAGGCGAUAACAACAUGUUUUUUUAGGCAAUGAUUACAAAGAUCAUUGACACCAAUUGCCUUUUACGGCCAAUUUUAUAGUUUUAAGCCAAAUCAUGCUCUGAAUAUUUAAGCCAUAAAAAAUACAUGACCAUCAG
Messenger RNA from Contarinia nasturtii (swede midge), 1570 nucleotides. Its product is annotated as myosin-2 heavy chain-like. NCBI's taxonomy places the organism in Eukaryota, Metazoa, Arthropoda, Insecta, Diptera, Cecidomyiidae. The transcript is spliced from 4 exons. The coding region runs from base 72 to 1460 and encodes 462 amino acids. The record is from RefSeq and is a predicted model, not a curated record.